Molecule: messenger RNA, 945 nt
Organism: Tricharina praecox
Lineage: Eukaryota; Fungi; Ascomycota; Pezizomycetes; Pezizales; Pyronemataceae
Exons: 2
Coding region: 314-631 (105 amino acids)
Source: RefSeq, a predicted model, not a curated record
CCUCAACUUCUCCAUAAUCCUUCAUUUUUAUUUAAUCAUCGCAUGCAUGUGCCAUCACCCGAGUGAGCCUCGAUGCGAUUUGCAAAAAGAAAAGCCACAACCAUCGCAUCCGCACUAAGUAUCGCCUGCAGGAACGAGGAGUCAGUCAAACCAUCAGCCGCACCAGCUGAAGCAGCUGCUCGACUCGGUGACAGCAGGCUGGCAGACACCCCGCUCGUACUCUAUAAGAGGAUGCUGUACCCCCUGGCCCCCCGUCACCUGCAGUCAACCGCUUCAUCAACCAUCGAGUAACGACCCAUCGAAGCUCGUGAUCAUGAAUCCGGAGUUCCUUCUCGCGUUCGUCUUCGUCUUCGCAGCCGUGGCAGUGGCAGUGCCACAGGCCACAACAGCCGCUACGGACUUUCCGGGGUGCGCCUACGCAUGCAUCAACACAAUGAUGUCAGUGACGGCCUGCGGCAUAAACGACAUCAAGUGCCAGUGCGCUGAUCUCGAGGCCCUCCGCUUUACCUACCAGUGCAUCGCCAACGCCUGCAGCACAGCGGACUUCAACAGUUCGUCACCCUCCGCCCUGCCUCCGCCGCUGCGUACCUCCUGCCGAUGCAGAUGGAGAUACAGAAACUACAGCUUCUGACGUGACGUGAACUUUAGAGGCCCUGAAUAUCGACAUAGCCUUCUGCAAUCUAAAAGGCCAGGCAAUAACGGACUCGGCCGUAGCCUACAUCACCGGCGGUCUCACUCGGACCAGCGCACUGCCCACCGCCACCGCCACUUCCAACACUGCCGCAACACCAUCAUCACCAUCAUCCUCGGGCAGCGGGGGCAUUUCCACCGGCGCAAUAAUCGGCAUCGCUCUCACCGCCGCGGUGAUAAUCGUCGCUUUCGCGAUCGGGGCGUUCCUUGUGCUGCGGCGCCGGCGCCCCGCAACUGGCGCUGCCGCCUCCGCCU